This is a messenger RNA of Westerdykella ornata, 1224 nucleotides long. RefSeq lists its product as uncharacterized. Lineage: Eukaryota; Fungi; Ascomycota; Dothideomycetes; Pleosporales; Sporormiaceae. The coding region runs from base 1 to 1224 and encodes 407 amino acids. The record is from RefSeq and is a predicted model, not a curated record. The transcript has 6 exons.
AUGGACGACGGCGGCGGGGAAGACGGCACUCCUCCUGACCACAACCGCAUUAUUUUUCCAUGGAGACUGGCACGCCACGGCCGCACCAGCUUCCUGAAUAACUCUCCCCCUCUGGCCGUGCACGUCAGGCAGCUGAGAUUCACGAGCCCGGAAACCGCAAGGGCCUUGCUGCGAUAUCACCGCUACGUGACAAAUCCUCGAAUUCGACUUCGCCGUACCAUUGUUAACUACCGACGGGAUAUUGCCCGCCUCAACGAGGAUAUCCGCCGCCUCGACGAGGAAAUCGCCCGGAUCGUUGACGAGAGUUCUCAGCCUCCAGCCGCUCAGCCUAAUUCCGCCGACACCGCCGAUUCCAGUGAUUCCAGUGAUUCCGGUGUAUCCAACAUGGACCAACAGCAGCCGCAGCAACAGCGACGACCCGCCCGCGCUCACCCAGCUUCGCGCAGGACGGCAGCUUCAACUUCGCAUCGCCGCGGCCAGAACAACCAGGCCAACUCGGGAAACAACUCGGAACGCUCGGGAGCCAGUUCAGUUCCCUUUGCUACUCGUGAGGACAACCCGGACAAUGAUCUCGUCGAGCGGGAUGCCAAUGGCGAGAUCAUCAUCAACAGCCCCGAAUUGAUUCCUCCCCAACCCGGCGACCCAGACUACAACCUCCCGACCGAGGAUCCAGAGAUAGCUCGCCAGAAUGAACUCAUCGCCCUCUACGGCCAGCACGGAAAUAACCUGGAAGAAGGUGUCAUGGAGGAAGUCCGGACAGCGCUCAGGGCCAGUCUGAACCGCAUUGUCGCCAGCCUGGACGACGACCGCUGGAUGUUUGAGCCGGAGAGCGACGCUAGGCCGAAGAUGUUCAAAAACUGGUGUUUGAGGUGGACUGUGCCGGAGUUGUUGAGGUAUGCUGUGAUGGGAGGAUUGGGGUUGACUGGUAGGAUGCGAUAUCUUGCACCUACACCUGCUACGGACGUUGAAGCUGCACUCAGCUCUUCGGGCGAAAUGGCAAGUUUUGCAAUGCCGAAUUCUGUGCCGUACACAUUUUCCACGGUCACUGAAGCCCACGCCCUUCCCACCCCCACUGUCAUGAGGAGUCCGAAACCAGGAGGCCCGAUCUCAGCACAAACCAUCCGCCUCACCAACAUGCAUUCCAGCUUUUGCUCCACCAUCUCCGCUGCACCACCACCCACGCAACUCAUGCAACCUCAUCACGGACCCGGAAAUCGAGAAUAA